GUAUACACACACAUCCCUGACAGGAUUCGCGGUGGCAGACAGUAGCGGAGGAAGUGCGGCUAGAUGUCAGAGGAUCACAGGAAAACACUGCAAUAAUCCCUAAAUGUGAUGAAAAUAUUGGACAUUUAAAACAAAAAUCUCCAGGAUACUCUGACACACAGAGGGAACAAACACCAUUCAACAUAUUUUUGGAAUUUGGAAUUUUAUUUCCUAUCCUAAAGGUGUGUGUAAAGAUGUUGCCACAUUGCUCACUCCUGCUGCUGCUAUGCAUAGUCCAGCUUCUCUCCCCCUCUUCUGCUCUGCCUUUUGAGCAGAAAGGCUUCUGGGAUUUUGCCAUGGACAGUAUGGACAGUGAUGGGAUGAUGACGAUGAUGAGGGAUGAGGAGGAUGGCUCGGCCUUCCCGCCCCCUGAAUUACCCACAUGCCCCUUCGGCUGUCAGUGUCGGCUCAGGGUCGUCCAGUGCUCUGACCUCGGUAUGACUGAGGUGCCAAAGAAUAUUCCUCGGGACACCAAGUUCCUGGACCUUCAGAACAACCAUAUCACUGAGCUUAAAGAGGAUGACUUCAAAGGCCUUACUAACUUAUAUGGUUUGUCUCUGAGGAAUAACCUUAUUUCCAAAGUCCACCCCAAAACAUUUGCCCCUCUGAAGCACAUGCAGAAGCUUUACUUCUCCAAGAAUCUGCUGACCACUAUCCCCAAGAACUUGCCCUCCUCCCUGGUUGAGAUGAGGAUCCACGAGAACCGCAUCAAGAAGGUGGCAGCUGGAGCCUUCUCAGGACUGGUCAACAUGAACUGCAUAGAGAUGGGAGCAAACCCGCUUCAGAACAGUGGCUUUGAGCCUGGAGCCUUCAAGGGACUGAAACUGAAUUAUCUGCGUAUAUCAGAGGCCAAACUGACUGGCGUGCCAAAAGACCUCCCAGACAGUCUCCAUGAGCUUCAUCUGGACCAAAACCAGAUCCAGGCUGUGGAAUUGGAAGACCUGAAACGCUACAAAAACCUGUACAGGUUGGGCCUUGGUUUUAAUCACAUCCGUAACAUAGAGAAUGGCAGUCUGUCCUACCUCCCCAUGCUGAGAGAGCUGCAUCUGGACAACAACCGGCUCACUCGUGUUCCCAAAGGCCUCCCAGAUAUGAAAUACCUACAGGUGGUGUACCUCCAUUCCAACAACAUCAGCCAGGUGGGUGUGGAUGACUUCUGCCCUCGAGGAUUUGGGAUGAAGAGGACUUUCUAUAAUGGCAUCAGCCUGUUUGCUAACCCCGUCAAGUACUGGGAGGUGCAGCCUGCGACAUUUCGCUGUGUCAGUGAUCGGCUGGCCAUUCAGUUCGGCAACUACAAAAAGUAAAGACAGGGAGGUGCUGAGAGAUGGAGAGAGUGAGUAGGUGAUGGAGGAAGGGAAGAUAAUUUAAAUAAUGAAAACACUUGAGACAGAGGAAACGGAGAUAACAUUUCAGAAACUAUAAUUUUUUUAUUAUAGAUAUUUUUUGGAGCAAGAAGGUGAAUGAUGGAGAAGAUUGGCAAUAAACUGACAGGACAGAAAGAGAAGUGAAAAAUACAGUAACAGAACUUGAAGGGAAUGAAAAACAAAGUGCUUGCAUUACAUCAUCUGAGUCUUUGCAUUUUUGAAUUUAAGGUUUUACACUUUUGUCAUUUGAAAAGGAUGAAACAGAGGAGACUGUUUCUAAAUUGAUGGACAAUGAGUACUGAAAACUUGUGAAGCAUUAAUUCCAUUUGUUAUACAGUGCUUAUUGUGAUUGAGAUAAUUUUUGUCUUUUUAACAUUUUGGUUUAGAUUACAAAUAAGAAAAAAUAGAAACUCAAUGCAUUGUAGACUUUUAUAUAGAUGAAAAGGUGCUUGACUUUCUGUUUGUGCUGAUUUGGGAGAUCCAUCACAUUGUCCCUGUUUCACUGGUCUGAAGCUGUUUAGCUCAUAUGUGAUGAAAUUAGACUAUUAAUAAACAACUAGUGACAGAAUUGGGGCUGUUUUUCACCAUAUACAAACACAAAAAGUUUAUUACCUGUUCAACAACAUGUUUGCAUAUAUCACGGCUAGUUAGUUGAUUCAAAGGGCAAACUUUAAAACUUACCUCAUCAGAGCAGAAUUUCUUAUUUAUCUGAGGUAACUGAACCAGCAGUGUGCCUGAGUAAUGAAUCUAUUUUGUGCCUUUACUAAGCAGAGUCUGCAUGAUAUCCUGAUACAGUAUUCCUUGAGGGGACACUGAAGUAUAGGGGGUUUGCCCCCAGAGAGAGAAAACACACACAUUCGCUUUGCUUUGAGGGCAGUGUGGUCACAUAGUGCUACCAAAAUAGUAGUGUUGAUGCAUUAUUUUGCACAGUUUUUAUGUUAUGCUUUAUCUGCUUUAGGGUUAUUUGGGGGUUGGAGGGUGGGGUGUGGUUGGCCUGUUUACAUUGGUAGACCUGUGUGGAACUACUUUAGCCAUAAGUAUCUGUCUCUGUUCUGUAAUCUGAUGAGCUACUGCUGCAUGUGAAUAAAGAUAUUUUUAGCCUACUGCAUUAAGCCAGAGAACAACUGUUGCCCCUGAGUUGGAUGCUGUGUGAAAAAUAAA
Monopterus albus (swamp eel) is the source of this 2564-nucleotide messenger RNA. It is a transcript of the gene bgnb, whose product is annotated as biglycan b. NCBI's taxonomy places the organism in Eukaryota, Metazoa, Chordata, Actinopteri, Synbranchiformes, Synbranchidae. The coding region runs from base 234 to 1343 and encodes 369 amino acids. The record is from RefSeq and is a predicted model, not a curated record. Gene Ontology annotation, molecular function: protein binding. The transcript is spliced from 8 exons.